This is a messenger RNA of Aspergillus saccharolyticus JOP 1030-1, 1988 nucleotides long. RefSeq lists its product as uncharacterized. The transcript is spliced from 4 exons. The coding region runs from base 1 to 1698 and encodes 565 amino acids. The record is from RefSeq and is a predicted model, not a curated record. NCBI's taxonomy places the organism in Eukaryota, Fungi, Ascomycota, Eurotiomycetes, Eurotiales, Aspergillaceae.
AUGGAUGGCUCCCCACCGGUAGUCGCCGCCCAACAGGUCAAACGCAAGCAACGUCCUGUAUAUUCGUGUUUACCAUGCCACCAGCGAAAAGUCAAGGUGAACCAAUCCAAGCCAAAUGCCACCCAUUUCCAAGAUCUAGUCUCUCAAUUGUCCCCUCCCGGUAACACGAACAUGAGCUUAUCAGGACCCGUGCCAAAGUGCACAUUCCCUCGCUCCGCCGAAGAGCAAAACUACAUCAGUCAAUCCGAAUAUAUCACCCAGCUCGAGGAGCGAUGUCGCACCUUGGAGCGACGACUCGCCCAUCUGGAAGCCGUGCGACAGCUGGUCAUCCAUCAGGCCAACGAGGCCUCCUCCUCCCGCGAGCAGUCACACGACUCGGCCGAGAUCGGUCUGCUACACGAAGAUGAAAAAGAAGACAAAGACCCGGCUUCCAACCAUCCGGAAAAGAAAAGCGAGGACGAGGACGAGGACAGCGAAACCGACGGCACCAGCAGCAUUCCCAUGGAGUAUUCUCCGGGCGCAGCCAUCUUGGAUAUCUUCAUCGAACGCCUGAUCGAAGACUGCUGUCCGUUGAGCAAGCGCGAGACCGGUGUGAAACGGUUUAUCCUCAGCGAUGCAUCCCAGAUGAGAAGUCGAUCGGAACUGCUACAGGUCGCCUUCGAGAAUACGGCCUUGAUGUUUGUCGGUCGCACCUGGGGGGACCGGGACAUCGAGAUGGCGGGCCAUCGACACAACAUGUAUGCUAUUCGAUUGAUGCGUCGGUCUCUGCGCCGGUGUAGUGGGAAACCUGUCCCCCUGGAUGUCUUUGUGGCUGCCUUUAUCUUCAUCAUCCGCGAGGUUUUCACCGGCGACAGCAACGCCCUGAUGAAGCAUUUGGUGGGGGCUGCUCAGCUCCUCCAGUCUCGGAAACCAGAGGAACAUCAGACUGGGAUUUCCCAUGCGAUCUUUCUGGACUACCGCAUUUACUGGAUCGCUGGUUCAAUCCUCCUCCGCCGCCCCUCAUUCCUCGUACAUCCCGACUGGAUGAAAGUCCCCUGGGCACACAAGCCCAAAGAUCUGCUGCAGCAGCUGCUCGAUAUCGGAGCAGAAGUGCCCUGCUACCUCUUUCAAAUCGACAAAUACCAGAGCCAAGUGGCGUCUGGACAGAGCAGCUACGAGGAUCUUCUUAACGGUCACAGCUCCCCGGGCGCGUGGGCACAGACCCUGGACAGUCGCCUGGAGCGCUGGUAUCACCACCAUAUCCCUUCUUAUCAGCACGGCUCCAUCACUGAGUCCGAUCACCGACUCGAUGCUUCCUUUCCGACUUUCGCUUGUCACGAUUCGCGUGAUGGACAUAUCUUUACCCCGACCAUCCUGAUCUAUCCCGACCUGCUACUGACUACCGUGAUGUGCUACUACUGGGCCUUGCGCAUCACCGUCGUCGGGGCUAAUCCCACCCCCUCUCCUCGCUCCCUCCGGUAUGAGUGGGCUUGCAAUAUCUGCCGGAGCCUAGAGGCCUAUAUCACCAAGGGUCCUCGUUGUUUUAUUUAUCGCAUUUUAUACCCUAUCAUUGUUGCCUACCAGACAUUUGAGCGAGACUCGGUCGAACGUUGCUUUGUCGUUCAACUUUGUCGUCGGUUGGACGAACUCUACCAAGUCAAUGUGUUUCUGAAUAUCAUGGCUCAACUGGGCGAUUCGAUAGAGUUACCUGGAUUUUAAAGCUUGUGGUUGACUUCUUGCUUCUCUUUCUCGUGUUUCCUCUUUUCUUUUCUUUUGUUUUCUUUCUUUUUCUUUUUUCUAUUCUAUUUUUCCACUUCUUUGCGAGAUUCAUUCUUAACACAUGCGUACAUAUUAGCGACUACUGUUUGAGGUCUAAACAGAUGGAUGAUACCUGGUUGGUGCAUUGGAUUUUCUAGCGGUGGAUCUUGUUAGCUGGACGGGCGACCGCGGGAUAUUGGAUCUUCGCAGAAUUUGUCAUGUUGUGGUUCAGGGCGAUCUAGAUCGGGCCU